UCAGACAUGCGCAAUUCUACUUGAAGGGCUAAUUUCCCCAACUCUAAGAAUUUGUUGUAAAGAAGAAGAGGAAAAAAUAUUGUUACUAUUUUGCUCCCGAUGGUUGUACCAUGUCGAGGCGCAAGCAAGCCAAGCCACAACACAUCAACUCCGAGGAGCCCGGUUCGGCGGAAAAUGGUGCUCUUCGGGACGAUCCAGCGGAGGAUGACGGGAUCGAGGCAAAGCGGAGUCGCAUGGAGGACCCCCGCGUGUGCGACGGCUGCUGCGCGGAGUUCUUCGAGCCUUCCGAGUUCCUGGAGCACCAGAGGAGCUGCACCAAGAGCCAGCAGGUGGUCAUCAUGAAGGAGGGCGACGGAAUGGUGCCGUGCGACUUCUCACAAGGCUCCCCUGACGGUUUCCCGGGCGACCACAGCGAAAGUCAGCCUCGCGGCGACCAGCGGCUGCAAGGAGAUACGGGUUUAACGGAGAGGAUGGAGGAGGAGGAAGAGGAGGAGGGCGAGGGCGAUGGGGAAGAGCUGCAACCAUGCACCGACGAGGCACCAAAACGGGCGGAGGCAGAGAUGGGUGAGACCUCUGCCAGCCCUGACAGGAUCUACUUGUCAGCCGCCAAAGUGCAAGACACAAACGUGACUCUGGAGUCCAUGCCUGCUACCAGAGUGGCGGUGACGCAGCACUCGUCCAGCCGGACAAAGUCUCCACCCUCCUUCUCGGCCUCCUCUUUGGCCUCCUCUUCCUCCUUGCACGCCAACCUGCAUGCUAUCCCCAUGAUCCUGGAGCAGCUGGUCAGCCUGCAGCAGCAGCAGCUGCAGCAGAUCCAGCUGACGGAACAGAUCCGGAUCCAGGUGGCCAUGAUGGCGCCCCAGAGCCUGCACUCUGCCCUGGGGGCCGCCGUAGACCCGCUCAAAGCCCUGGGGGCACACCUGUCCCAGCAGCUCUCGGCUGCUGCCGCCCUCAUUGGCAAGAGGACUGGCUCGCAGAGCCUGUCCCUGGAAGCCCUAAAGCAAGCAAGCCACUUGCCUCACUCCAACGCUGGUCUUGUUCCCCUCCCGGGAGGCAUGCAGGCUGGCCCCGCCCCCCCCAAAUCAGAUUUGCCAAAAGGCCUCCCCGACCUUGCCAGCCGGCUCCCCGCUCUGCUUCCCCAGUCCCCGGGAGCAAUGGCUUUCCAGAACCCAUUUGCUGGCAUGGCGGCUGCCCUGGACUCCUCCAAAAAGGGGAAAGUCAAACUCCCCAGUCCAGCUGUGGAUCCAAAGGUGGCCUCUGGAGAACACCAGUUCAAGCAUAAGUGCAAGUUCUGUGGCAAGACAUUUGGGAACGACAGCGCCCUCCAGAUUCACCUGCGUUCGCACACCGGCGAGAGGCCCUACAAGUGCAACAUUUGCGGGAACCGCUUUACCACCAAGGGAAACCUCAAGGUGCACUUCCAGAGGCACAAGGAGAAGUACCCACACAUACGGAUGAACCCUCACCCUGUCCCAGAGCACCUGGACAACAUCCCCACCAGCAGCGGCAUACCGUACGGCAUGUCCAUGCCUAUUGAAGAGUCCAAUUUUGUUGAUGGCAAGCCACAUCUGGGUCUUCCCUCGGCAGGCUUCCACCCUUCUGUGCUGCAGGGCCUCAAGCCCACUUUUGAUGGUCCCCUGGGGGGUGAUGUGUACUCUCAAAGACCUCCCUCUUCUGGAAGCGACGGGGCCUCAAUCUCCUCUGGCAUGUUCAACCAGGAGAUGGGUGCCGACCAUUCCCAGGAGCCCCCAGGAGGUCUGGGCACUCUCCACCACCACGUGAAUGGCAACGGGCUGCCCGGUGACCAUGGUUCAGGCACAGCCAAGCUGCAGCAGAUGGUGGACUGCCUGGAGAAGAAGACUGGUGACCCCAACGAGUGCGUCAUCUGCCACCGGGUUCUGAGCUGCCAGAGCUCACUAAAGAUGCACUACCGCACGCACACGGGCGAGCGACCUUACAAGUGCAAGAUCUGCGGCCGAGCCUUCUCCACAAAGGGAAACCUGAAGGCCCACUACGGCGUCCACCGAGCCAACACGCCGCUGAAGAUGCAGCACUCCUGUCCCAUCUGCCAGAAGAAGUUCACCAACGCUGUGGUGCUGCAGCAGCACAUCCGCAUGCACAUGGGCGGCCAGAUCCCCAACACCCCUCUCCCAGAGAGUCCCUUUGAGGGCCAGGAGGCUGCGGACCCCACCCCCACCCCCCCUGAAGAGGAGAAGGCCCUGGACAUGAGCAGCUUCCAUGACGAGAGCUUGGAGGAGCCCGAGAACGAGAUGAACCCCAGGGAGAGGCCCCACGGGUUCUCUGAGCCCCUGCCCCCUUUGCCUCCCCCAAACUCGAAGGAAGAGCUGCCGCAGCCCCCCCACCCACCAUCCAUGUUUUCGGGUAUUGCUGCUUUGGAGAACCACAUGAAGAACCUUGCGUCUGCCCUAAACCUGCAGCGGCAGGCCAGCUCUGAUGGGAGUGAUGGGGUCCCUAAAGAGCCGAUCUCUGCCCUGCCAGGGGACCAGGAGUACCAGAAUGGCAGGAGCCCUGCUGUCUCGGAUUCCAUCUCCUUCCAGUCCUCAUCUCCAGUCGACAGCCAGCUGGGGAGCAGUCGGUCCAAGUCUCCUGAUCCCACUGUCCCUGAUGACUGCAGCAGGAUGGCAUUCCGACCCGACUCUGACGGCGGGCCCCAUGACCCAGAAUCCAAUGGUGCUCUGGACCUGACGUCAGCCAGUUUCACCCCCAGGCCUAUCAAGGAGGAGCCUGGCCUGUCUUUUUCAAAUGGUGAAUAUGGCUCAAGCCACAUGCCUUACAUGCGUGUCCCUCCAAGUCUAGUUAAGCUGGAGAUGCAGACCCCUCCAGAGAGCCCCAUGGGGGCCCACAGCCUAUUUGGGCACCCCAUGUCCCUGGGAGGGGGGGUGCAGCCACCCUCUACCUCGGCUGCCCGCCGUUCUGCCAAACAGCACCUCUGCAACGUGUGCGGGAAGAACUUCUCCUCGGCCAGCGCCCUGCAGAUCCACGAGCGCACGCACACUGGAGAGAAGCCCUUCGCCUGUACAAUUUGUGGCAGAGCCUUCACUACGAAGGGCAACCUCAAGGUGCAUGUUGGGACUCACAUGUGGAAUAACUCUGCAAGGCGGGGUCAGAGGCUGUCUUUAGACAACCCCAUGGCGAUGAUGGCGCUGGGACCUGAGUCCAAGAUCAUGCCGGAGAUGAUGCCAUCCCAUAAGGACAUGGCCCCGCCGCCGAUGAACUUCGACCCCACCAUGUGGAACCAGUACGCGGCCGCGUUCACAAACGGCCUGAGCAUGAAGACCAAUGAGAUCUCUGUCAUUCAGAACGGGGGCAUUCCCAUGCCCGGAAGCCUGGCUGGUGGUCCCCUUGUUGGCUCGACCGGAGGCUUGGUGAAGAUGGACGGGUCCCAGUCUGGCCUUCCCGCCUCGAUGGCGGAAAUGGAAAAGAAUGGUGGGGAGAGUGUGCCAAAAUCCCAGUUCCCCCAUUUUAUGGAAGAGAGCAAAAUCGCGGUGAAUUAAUUUUGGCCCGAGAAGGGAAUAGGACGAGGCGUUUUGCCCUGUAUCUCUUGGUUCUUUUUACAGAUGUGAUACUCAUAUUUUCCUACUGAAAUGUAUAGAUUAUGACUUUUAUGGUAGCUAUUUUUUUUUUUUUUCCUAUUUAACACUUGCUCACAUGAGUACAAUCACUUUUGCGCUUUGCCACAAUUUUGGAAAUGAGGUCUCUUGGUGAACAAAAAUGAGCGAGUCCUGCAAAGUGCUCUUUAGCUUUUCCUGUAACUUGAAACAUGCAGCUCCCUCCUUCCCUUCUCCGUACAAUUUGAAGAGUUUGCCUCGUUAUGCUAGUGUUUCGUUUUAGUAGAACUUGAAUUUAACUACUGUAGAGGUCUCUGGUUGUAUUUACUGUUUGUAUGUCUAAGAUAUGCGGGUAACUUUUUGUAAGGCUGUCAUCUUUUUAGUCUCUUCUCCCUCCAGAAGUUGAAUGUAUUCAUCUUACUUGAAAUGGCUUUAAUCCAAAUGGGUCUAUCUAAUGUCAAGAAUAGAGGUUUUGACAAAAGGCAUUGCCAGUUUGAUAUUUCAGGAAAUACAAAAGUGGUGUCCUAACAUUGAAUCGUGCCCUGUCCGUUUCCAUCUGGUUCCAUCUCAAAAUUUAAUGCAUGAACACUUGAGUGCCUGUCGUGUACCAUCAACUUUAUGGACAUUGAUUGGGGGGGAAAUACUUCAGGUGUUUUUCACACAGUGAUUCAAAACGUGCCACUUUGUGUUCAAACCAGUUGGCUUUAGGAGACGCUUGUAGUGGAAGUUCUCUUCCAUGAAUGUGGACUAUUGCUGCAAACUCUUGAAAUUAAGUUAUUUUUAAGGUUGUUGACAAUUAGAACUAGAUUUAUUUUUUCCCAGCUUUCAAAACCAAAAAAAUCUUUUUUGCCAAGUGCCUGGCUUAACCUCUCAAACUUGUAUAUAUUUUUCUUUUAAGCACCAAAAGAUUGUAAUGAAGGUCUUUAUACCAUGUCUGUGUGUUUUGACAAAUGUACUCCUUUAAUAUUUCUAUCAUUCGGUUUUUCUGUGGAAAUGUUUUGCCCUCUUCAACUUCCUGGAAUCAGUUUGAGAAUGUUUGCUCCAUUCUUCUUCAGUAAUUUUCUGUGCCAGCAUACCAUUUUGGAGCCUUUAGAGAGCUGUGUCUUGAAGGCUAUUAAAACACUGAACACUGUUGCUCUUGGCUGCACUUUAAUGAAUUCCCCCACCCACGUUUCCUGAUGUCAUGGUCCACCUUUCAGCCCUACUGUUUGCUGUUUAGUUGCCUCUUAAAUAUGAAGACCUAUUACCGAGCAUAAUUGAUCAGGUCUGCUUCUUUGGUUUAUUUUUCCACCUGUGGGGCUGGUGGUGUUACUUUCAGAUCCUGUUUAAAUCACUCCUCUACCUCCUGUCAAUCUUUAAUUGUGAUCUCAAAUCCUGUCAUGUUAACCAAAUUGGCAAAUCAACAAAUUAUUUUCCCAACCAGUUGGCAUCCCCCAGCUCGAGAUGCCAGGCUGCUCUUGAGUAUAAAUUGUAAUGGUUUUGUUAAGGGGGGGUGCCUUUUUUCCUACCUCAUCUUCAGGUACAUAACUGGAGUAGCUUAUCUAAAUGUAGUUCUUUUUUUUGUUUCUUUUUUUUAUUUUAUUGAAUGUAUUGUUGGACACAUUGCACGUCUUUGCUCAGAACAGAUUUUGUUUGUCCUGGUAAUCACUCUUCCCAAUGUAUGCAUUUUACCAAGUUGUGCCUUUUUAAAAAAUAUAAUGAAUCUGCAUCUGAACUGGGUCAGAGGGGUCUUGGGAUCUACAAUACAAGAAUUAUGGAGCCUCUGUUACUUUGUUGCCAGUUUUUUGGCAUGUUUACAGUGUAGACUUUGUAAAUCAUCUUGUUUUGCAACUCUUUUCCUCCUUUUUCAAGCAUCUUAAUGCAUAAUGUUACUUUCUGGUCUUUUGAAAAUAAAAUCAGGGUGACUUUUCCAAA
Anguilla anguilla (European eel) is the source of this 5483-nucleotide messenger RNA. RefSeq names its product spalt-like transcription factor 4 (gene sall4). Gene Ontology annotation, biological process: regulation of transcription by RNA polymerase II. Lineage: Eukaryota; Metazoa; Chordata; Actinopteri; Anguilliformes; Anguillidae. Gene Ontology annotation, molecular function: DNA-binding transcription factor activity, RNA polymerase II-specific; RNA polymerase II cis-regulatory region sequence-specific DNA binding. The transcript has 4 exons. Gene Ontology annotation, cellular component: nucleus. Bases 111 to 3515 code for a protein of 1134 amino acids. The record is from RefSeq and is a predicted model, not a curated record.